Messenger RNA from Lactuca saligna, 719 nucleotides. NCBI's taxonomy places the organism in Eukaryota, Viridiplantae, Streptophyta, Magnoliopsida, Asterales, Asteraceae. The record is from the annotation of a GenBank genome assembly.
AUGUCAGACCAUGUGGAGACCCAUGGCUUUCCUAUUAAAGACCAUGGGGGGAGCCCAUGGUACUUGGAUGUAAGACCAUGUGGGGAACCCAUGGCUUUCCUAUUAAAGACCAUGGGGGUACCCAGGACACUUGGAUGGAUGAAAGUGGGUCCAAACCCGGACCCGAUGGACCCAGACCCGGAAAACCCGGAACCGUUUAACGAUAUUUUUAAGAACCGGAAACCGGGCCGGUAUAUAGGAACCGGGUCCGGUUCGGUUCCGGGUUUGGUUCCGGGUAAAGUGGGUCUAGAACCGAAAAACCCGGAAAUAGGAAAGUGGGUUUUGAGUUGUUUUUUCUUUUCAAGAACAUUCAUGGAAGCUAACCUCCCAAUUCAAGAGAGGUCCACAUGUUGGCAACAUUUUGAUAUGUUGUGGGUAGUAGAAAAUGAUGGGGUUGAACGAAGGCAAGCAAGGUGUAAGUAUUGUUUCGCUACACUUAAAGCCGAUCCAUCAAGACACGGUACAAGUAGUCUUAAUAAACAUUGUCGUACGUGUGCCAAAAAUCCGAAUAAUAUAGCUAGAGAUUGAAGAUGCGUUAACUCGACAAGAUGGUCAAGGAAUAAGUGUUGUUUUGUUCUUAAUUGUUUAAGAAUUUUGAUUUGAAUUGUUUUGAAUAUUAGACUUUGAUUUUGAAUUGUUCAAUAGGUACCAUGAACUUGGACCCAACCAUUGUCCCCUUC